CGACAAUUGUGGCUGCAUAAUGGCAAACAGCUCUCCAUGUGGUUUAUGGAGGCGUUUGUAGAAGUUGAUUUUGUAGCACGGUUAAAGAAAUACUCUUAGGGAUUUUAAAAUGAGCAGACUUAAAAGCGGUCUUACAGUACGAAUUAUCAUUUAGCGCAGCAUCUUUCUACGGAUCACAGUCUCAUCAUGGAUGCCUCAGGAUUGGAUUUCCAGUGCAUUUUCGGGCUGUUACGUGCAGGAUCUGCUCCCAGCCUGAGCAGUGAAGAUUUGGCAAGCAGAAUCUCGUCAUGUGUUAGUCAAACAGCAAACACUCCUGCGCCGUCUGUCACACAAACAGACGUCAUGUGUUUGUGUCUCACUCUUACCGAGAGCAUCAUAAGCAGACUGACAGCACAGAGUCUGCCACAAGAUGCCACUGUAUUCUAUGAAGAUGUGACGAAGAGGCUGUUUGGAGAAAUGAAUCUGAUGGCAAAAUUGGUCUCCCUUCUCAGAUCCCAAGACCAGCUAGUGUCUCAUUUAUCUGCAACGUGCAUGUCGGUAUAUAUCAUCAACGACAUUUGCAUCACUGGAGGCAGCAACUGGACGUGGAGACGCACAUGUGCUGAAGUGUUUGAGAAAUCAGUGUCCAGCAGUGAACUGGACUCCUGUCUGUGGUCACUGACCGCUGUGAUUAAAGGAGUGCUGAGAGGAGACACAGGCCCGAAUAAAAGAGAUGUUUUGACUAAGAUUCUUUCUGGUUUGGACUCCUCCAUCACUUCUUUGUACACCAACCUGCUGACUCCAGACACACAGGAACCUCACAAAACAGAGCUGAUGAAUCUUUCUAAAACCAUGUGUGAGUUCUUCGACCUCCUCGAGGUCUUCAACGCUGCCCGGCUCAGAUACGGAGUGUGUUCUUCAGUUCAGAGACUCAUAUUCGCUGAGUCGCGAGCGCUGCUUCACAUCAUGAGAGCUGACGUGGAGUAUUUCGUGAAGAAGCGAGCGCUGCUUUUUCUGAAGAGAAGUCUUCUGCGGAGAGCCGGGGAGGACUGGGCUUCAGCUGAAGUUCACUGUCAAUCACAUGAAGAUCACGGCCUGAUGGAGGACAUGUUGAUCAUGGCAGAUGGAGUGUUACAGGAAGUCACAUCAGGCUGGCUGAAGGAAGUCCCUGUGAAAGCACAAGCCAGUUUCUUUGGUGGGAACUGUGAAGCGAGUCUCAGCGAGACACAGAAGGACGACGUGAUUCUGAGAGGCGUGAGCCUGAUUUUGGUGAAGUCACUAGAAAUAAACAUUCAGUCCCCUCAAUGGAAAGGAUCUCAGAGUGACAUUGAUGUCUGUGGGUAUUUAACAGAGCUCAUGUCGUUCCUCCAGCAUCACGGGUCUCUGGUGUCUCCAGACGCUCACAGCUGCUCAUGGGUGUCUGUAGUGUUUGCUGAACAGGAUGACGACAUGAUGGAAUCAGCCAAGACGUUGAUUGGCUUGUAUCUGUAUCAGAAAAGUUUGAGCUCCUCAGUCUCAGAGGUUUGCGUCUGGGGUUGCAACCCUCACUGUCAUUUCAUACUUCUGCUCCGCUCCCUGUCCUUCGACCACAGUGUCCUGCUUGACUUCCUCAUCUCCUCCGAAACGUGUUUCCUGGAAUACUGCGUCCGCUACCUGAAGCUUCUCCGAGACGACCGGGCGGCCUUCUGUAGGUCUUGUCGUCAUAUUGAAGAUUGUGAUGGCGCUGGAAGAGGAACCGAUCCUCAUGUUCAAGCUCCUUCAGAAACACUGUGUGUUGUUCCCUGCACUAAAUCGUCAACAGGUAACGAUGUCCCACGACUGGUUGAUUAUGGGAGCUCAGACGAAUCCGAGGAGGCGGAAGAGCAUGUUUCUGACAGGAACUCUGGGAACACUCAGGUAGAUUGUAGUAGGACUCAAUCUGUAAUGGAGCUGGAACAAGUUCAGACUGAACAUGCAUCUGAUUCUCUGUUAAGUAAAGUGUUUGUGUGUCUUAAGGACUUGAGGACUGCUGUAACCAGACUACAUAACAGAGGACUCUUCCCCUACAACCCUACCUCACUUUUAAAACUGUUAAACAGCAUUGAAUCCAAAGCAAACACUGUUAGUUAGCUUUGAUUAGAUGAAAGCUAAUCUGUUAUGACCUGCUCAAUUAAUGCAGUGAACAAACAUACGUCACUGAACCAAAAAAUAAGAUUUUCUAAUAGAUAAAUUGAAUAGUUUUAAUAGCUAAAUAUACAAUGAAAUUAUGAAAUAUGACAUGGAAUGUUCCAAAAAAUUAAAAUAUAAUAAAAUGUAAGCAUAAAUAAAUAAACCAUUUAAUGCAUUUAUUUAUUUUUUGAUGUAAAUUGGAAAAGGACACACAAUUAAAUUUUCGUUUCAUUUCAAGCCUUAUUUACAUUUCAAUUUAAUAUUA
Messenger RNA from Labeo rohita (rohu), 2392 nucleotides. RefSeq names its product lines homolog 1 (gene lins1). The record is from RefSeq and is a predicted model, not a curated record. The transcript has 7 exons. NCBI's taxonomy places the organism in Eukaryota, Metazoa, Chordata, Actinopteri, Cypriniformes, Cyprinidae. Bases 187 to 2088 code for a protein of 633 amino acids.